This is a messenger RNA of Notodromas monacha, 1035 nucleotides long. The record is from the annotation of a GenBank genome assembly. Lineage: Eukaryota; Metazoa; Arthropoda; Ostracoda; Podocopida; Cyprididae.
AUGCUUGUGACGGGCAUGGAAGAAUUUCGCAAGCGACCUAGUUUCCGAUCGAAGUUCAAAUUAUCGUCUCCCGAAACCAUGUGUGUGGACGAUCUUCGUUCCAUUUUACUCGAGUAUGGGGUCUCACAGGAAACUUUGAAAGUAGCUGGAGAACGAAGAUCUGAAGUGUUGGCCCUGUAUUAUCGCGUAUGUUUGCCACUCGGGCAAAGGACUUUGCCUGACACUUUUCGAGGUCAAGCAAUGGAGAAAAAGCGAUUGAAAUUUGAAAAAGAAUCGGCUCUGCGGCGAGACGGGCAAAAACUUGCUCAUGGACAUGAUCAGUCUCCCGCUGCAAGGUUGUUUGGUUCGAUUGAAUCGAAAUUGUCCGACGCGUCUUCAUCUGUCAACUCGAAAAGGAAAAGUGAUUCUUCCAUCGACGACGCAAGUACAUCGAAAAAGUCGCGAUUUCAGUGCUCUGUGGAUGUGCCCACUUCCUCUUCGAGUCAAAAGCAAUCCAGUGUGAUACGAUUUGGAAACAAGUCGCCGGAGGAGUGUGCAAUGAAUGGACUGAAGCGUGAGAAAGUUUGUCGCACUGACGCCAUGAGUAGCGAAGCAAGCGGACGAGACCCAAUCAAGUCUGGGAGGAAGACAAUUUGCUGGCCUUGAUAAAAGAUGUGUCUCCCUUUGUUAUUGUAGCAGCUAGUUUCCUGUUGUCCUUACCUGAGAUAGUCAUCGCACAAACUUGAAAAAUAUUCGUCCGUGAGCGUCUUCUGUUCCCCAAGCUCUCCUGACAGCGGCAUCAGGAAUCACUUUUUUGAAAUUUAAGACUUAUGUCGACUCAAACCCGUUGUUUAAAUUGUACUACUGUGGUCAUAAUUUUACGGUAGUCUUUCAUCCGAAGAUAUUCUUCCUUUUCCGUUUCGUCCGUGUUGGACAAAUUAUUUGACACUCCUGUACUUUUUUAUAUUUGUUCCUUUUGUGUUUGAAGUUGUUUUAGGACGUGCCUCAGGGGAGUUGGUACGGGGGAAAGAGAAUCAGAGCUGUUUUGAUUGUUGA